AUCCGAUGGGAGGGAGGGUGAGGGACAGAGCUGAGGGGAUUGGCAACAGGUUUGUCUGCGCUGGCCAACAUACCGCAGCAAACAACAAAUCUUUCUAGAAAUCUACAUGACUUUAAUUCACAUGGAUACAAUAGUCAAACUUUAGCUUUAGUGUAGUUUUUCUAUGGUUUAGUUUUUAUUUGGAGAAUUUAUUUGCUUCUUUGUUUUUGAAGAAUAAUAAAGAUGAUUAAGACCAUGAUUCAACACGCGAAGAAACAUCCUGGGUUAAUCCCUCAAUUUGUCUUCCUGACUCUGGGCCUCUGCGGGGCCACCUUCUACCUGAUUCGCUUGGCAAGAGGACCUCAUGUUACCCUGUGGGACAAGAAGAACAACCCUGAGCCGUGGAGCACGCUCGACCCAACCUACCAGUACAAGUUUGUGGCCGUCAACACAGACUACAAGAACCUGAAGAAAGAGGGCCCUGACUUCUAAAGGUCCUCCGGGCAACUCCAGGGUCGCCAAGUUUGGCAGGACCUCCUGCUGUCGCCUCGGUGAUGUGAAGCAUCUUCUUGAACAUUCCCUCAGUUUCACCUCACGCUUCCACGACAACAGCUCUGAGUUAACACUGUAACCCUGUGACCAAAAACUAUUAAAGAUUACAAGAUGAGACAGAA
Sebastes umbrosus (honeycomb rockfish) is the source of this 653-nucleotide messenger RNA. RefSeq names its product cytochrome c oxidase subunit NDUFA4. The record is from RefSeq and is a predicted model, not a curated record. The transcript is spliced from 4 exons. Bases 223 to 471 code for a protein of 82 amino acids. Lineage: Eukaryota; Metazoa; Chordata; Actinopteri; Perciformes; Sebastidae.